UAUGAAUAUGUAUAUUAGCCCUCUACGAGGAAUACUUCUGUGACUUUAUUUUGCAUAUCGUCAUCUACUGGUCCAUGUUGUGGUGUUGCGGAUACCCAAUUUCCUGUACGAAAAAGCAUCCCUGUUCUGCUUCCAAUAUUUUCCAGUGUUAUACAGUGCAUUAAAUCAGUUGAAACCAAUUAACCUGAAAUUACUUUUGUACCAGUAAGACUGCUUACCAAUUACUCUGCUUAUGAAUAUGUUAACGAUUAAGCCUUACCUACUGGUAGUAUUUUGUGAUGUCUUCCUAUUGGCAAUCCAAGCACAAGUUCCACCAGAUUGCAGAUACAGUAUUGGAAUGGAAAACGGAAACAUAGCCGAUUUAAGAAUUAGUGCCUCUGGGUUUCUGUUGCCAACAUUUGCGCCUUCCAAAGCUCGAUUGAACGUAGACAAGGGAAGGUACGAAGGUGAAGCGUGGAAGCCAAUGGUGUCUAAUAGUAUGCAAUGGAUUAAAGUAGAUAUGCGUGUUCCCGUAUUGGUGACGGGAGUGAAGACCCAAGGUAGAAAGGGAUCUGGUGAAUUUGUCAGAAAAUAUGUUGUGAAGUACAGUAAUGAUGACAAAACUUGGACUGAUAUUUGGAAAUCACGUCAAUUGAAUAUUAAGAAUUUUAUAGGAAAUACAGAUGAUAAUUCGGUUGUUACGAACUACUUUGAAGAAGGCGUUAAAGCGAGGUUCAUCAUGAUCAUGCCUGUACACUGGAUGUAUCACAUUGCCCUCAGAUUUGAGCUCAUUGGGUGUCCAGAAUGUUAUAAACUCAAAAAUGCCAGGGAUUAUCGAGGAUCCAUUAAUAGAACACCUACCGGUAGAACGUGCCAAAAGUGGACAUCACAGACACCACAUGAACAUGGCUACAAGCCAGAAAAGUUUCCAAACGGAGAAUUGGGCGAUCAUAACUUGUGUCGUAACGUCGAUGGCUAUUCACACGCAUGGUGUUAUACGACGGACCCAGAAAAAAGAUAUGAAGACUGUGAUAUCGGUAGUCCAGGAGAAUAUUGCGAAGACGAGGAGUUGCUUGUACGCCUUGUUGACGGAAACACUACCUUAGAAGGGCGUGUUGAAGUGUUUUUUGAUGGUGUAUGGGGCACCGUAUGCGGUGACAGCUUUGGUUCAAGUGAUGCCAAGGUUAUAUGUAAGAUGCUUGGAUUCCAAGAAACAGAUUCUAAUCAGUGCUGCAAAAGCUUUGGCCCUGGAAGUGGUAACAUAUUCAUCGACGAUUUAGAGUGCUUAGGACAUGAGGAUUCAUUGGAACAGUGUCGUCACAGUGGUUGGGGUGAACACAACUGUAACCACCAAGAUGAUGUCGGUAUCAUUUGCAAACGUAAUUAUUUUUUGAAUUUUUUUUUUUACAAUCUUAAUCUUUGAAUAAUAAAGAAAAAUUUAACAUUUCAAGUUUAAUUAUUUUUAUUUUGUAGCAACGCACCGCAAUACGUUUACCGUAAUUACC
Anneissia japonica is the source of this 1484-nucleotide messenger RNA. Its product is annotated as coagulation factor V-like. NCBI's taxonomy places the organism in Eukaryota, Metazoa, Echinodermata, Crinoidea, Comatulida, Comatulidae. The transcript is spliced from 6 exons. Bases 233 to 1402 code for a protein of 389 amino acids. Gene Ontology annotation, cellular component: membrane. The record is from RefSeq and is a predicted model, not a curated record.